Messenger RNA from Endocarpon pusillum Z07020, 1038 nucleotides. RefSeq lists its product as uncharacterized. Bases 1 to 1038 code for a protein of 345 amino acids. Gene Ontology annotation, biological process: positive regulation of transcription by RNA polymerase II. Gene Ontology annotation, molecular function: cyclin-dependent protein serine/threonine kinase regulator activity. NCBI's taxonomy places the organism in Eukaryota, Fungi, Ascomycota, Eurotiomycetes, Verrucariales, Verrucariaceae. The transcript has a single exon. Gene Ontology annotation, cellular component: mediator complex; nucleus. The record is from RefSeq and is a predicted model, not a curated record.
AUGGCAGCCAAUUACUGGACCUCAACCCAACGCCAGUUCUGGCAUUUUACUCCCUCACAACUCGUGUCCAUUCGAUCAGCUUUGGCCGCCCAGCACGCGGCUGUCAUCAAUCAAUAUCCAACCUCAGACCCUAGGCAUAUUCUCAUCUUCCUCAAGGAUCAACUUCUCCGUCUUUCUCGCCGUCAAUCUCGACAACAAUGUCUGGCCACAACCCUGGUCUACAUACACCGCUAUCUUCUUACCCACCCUCUUCAAACCAUCAAUCCCUACCUUUUGCUCACCACAGCCUUCUAUCUAGCCUCGAAAACUGAAGAAAGUCCUCAUCACAUUCGCGCCGUUCUCGGUGAGGCUCGUCAGUUCUGGCCCGAGUUCCUCCUAGGCGAUGUCUCGCGCAUUGGCGAAAUGGAAUUCUCGCUCAUAUCAGAGAUGCGCUCUCAGCUCAUUAUCUGGCACCCAUAUCGGACGCUGAUCGAGCUGAAAGGCCCUGAAAAGGAAGGUGGACUGGAAUUGAGCAACGAUGAAGUUGGCAUGGCAUGGAGCAUUAUCAAUGACAGCUAUCUCACCGAUCUACCUCUGACUUGUGCUCCUCACACGAUUGCCAUCAUGGCUAUCUUCCUGGCUGUUGCAUUCCAACCAACCAACAAAGUCACGGCUGGGGUUAGUGGAUUACCUACAUUCCAAAUUCCCAGUACACCUAACCCGAUCAUCAACAACACAUCAUCUGCGUCAUUUCAAGGUCUUGGUGGUAGACAAGGCAUGUCCGCUGUUAUCAACGGCGUGGUGAACAGCUCCGCUAGCAUUGGCCCCAUCGUGAAUGCAGCCACUGAUAGUAAAAUGAAGUCCAAUACCAAGCCAGUACCAUCAGAAAAGAUGCAAAGAAUUAUCCGCUUUCUAGCAGAGUCUUCCAUCGACCUGGAGCAAAUCAUCAAUGCAACCCAGCAGAUCGUGUCUCUGUACGAGGUAUGGGAAUCAUACAGUGAGAAGGCAGUCAAGGAGUCUCUUGCACGUAUUAUCAGAGGGAGAGGCUUGGACAAAUGA